CUGCUCUCUCCCCGGCCCGCGCCGCCGUUCCUCUGACUUUUGAGUCAAACCAAUAAUCACUGAUUCCCGUGUGGCGCUUUGCCCGUCGCCGGAGGCUUCCCGGUGCGUGGUGUCAUUUGAGCCCCUGCACAGCGCAGUGAGGUGGACCGGACCGGUACGGUUUUUUUUUUUUUUUUUUUUAAACAUUCCUACCCACAAGCACUCUCCAUCCUCCGCCCUCCGUUGCAGCAGAGGAAACUAAGGCUAAGGUACUGGGCCCAAGGACGGCGAGCGGUGGCCAUCUCUCAUAUCCGGGUGUUGGAGUGCCGUUCGUGGAUUAACCAGACUGAUUAAAGGGCUGAACGCGGCACGUUUUAUUCAGAUGCUGCUGGAACGUCGAAAUUGUAUUCUAUGGAAAGAAUCAUCCCUUCUUUGGGCUUCAGAGACCCAAGCUGAGGCACAAUGAUGAGACGAUGUGAUGGUCCACUCUGAUGUCAAUCUUGAGCGCUAGUGCCCAGAAGUGUGUCCUCAACGAAUAUUUGUGAAAUGAGCAAGUGAAGGCAAAGGGAUGGAUGAAGUCUCUCAGGCAAAGUGUAUAAGUUCUUUUUGGAGGUGGAUAUCUGCUCAGACAGUAAGAAUUGUAAGAGCUCUGAGAGGUCAUUUUGAAGGAAUAAUGGAUGAGCCCUCUCCCUUGGCCAAACCUCUGGAGCUGAACCAGCACUCCCGAUUCAUAAUUGGUUCCGUGUCUGAAGAUAACUCAGAGGAUGAGAUCAGCAGCCUGGUGAAGUUGGACCUACUGGAGGAAAAGGAGGGCUCUCUGUCACCAGCUUCUGUCAGCUCAGAUACGCUCUCUGAUUUGGGAAUCUCUAGCCUACAGGAUGGCUUGGCCUUACAGAUGAGGUCCAGCAUGUCUGGCAUGCACCUAGUAAAGCAGGGUCGAGACCGAAAGAAGAUAGACUCACAGCGAGAUUUCACCGUGGCUUCUCCAGCAGAAUUUGUUACUCGUUUUGGAGGAAAUAAAGUGAUUGAGAAGGUUCUUAUUGCCAACAAUGGAAUUGCAGCAGUGAAAUGCAUGCGGUCUAUUCGUCGGUGGUCUUAUGAGAUGUUUCGAAAUGAGCGUGCAAUCCGGUUUGUUGUCAUGGUCACACCUGAAGACCUUAAAGCCAAUGCAGAAUACAUUAAGAUGGCAGAUCACUAUGUGCCAGUGCCUGGAGGACCAAACAACAACAACUAUGCAAAUGUGGAAUUAAUUCUUGAUAUUGCUAAAAGGAUCCCAGUACAAGCAGUGUGGGCUGGCUGGGGUCAUGCUUCUGAGAAUCCCAAGCUCCCGGAACUUCUCUUGAAAAAUAGUAUUGCCUUCAUGGGUCCUCCAAGCCAGGCUAUGUGGGCUUUGGGGGAUAAGAUUGCAUCUUCCAUUGUGGCUCAAACUGCAGGUAUCCCAACUCUUCCCUGGAGUGGCAGUGGCCUUCGUGUGGACUGGCAGGAAAAUGAUUUUUCGAAACGUAUCUUAAAUGUUCCCCAGGAACUGUAUGAAAAAGGUUAUGUGAAGGAUGUAGAUGAUGGGCUGAAGGCAGCAGAAAAAGUUGGAUAUCCGGUAAUGAUCAAGGCCUCAGAAGGAGGAGGAGGGAAGGGAAUCAGAAAAGUCAACACUGCAGAUGACUUCCCUAACCUCUUCAGACAGGUUCAAGCUGAAGUCCCUGGAUCACCUAUAUUUGUGAUGAGACUAGCCAAACAAUCUCGUCACCUGGAGGUGCAGAUCCUAGCAGAUCAGUAUGGCAAUGCUAUCUCUUUGUUUGGUCGUGACUGCUCCGUACAGCGCAGGCACCAGAAGAUUAUCGAAGAGGCACCUGCUGCUAUUGCUCCUCCAGCAGUAUUUGAACAUAUGGAACAGUGUGCAGUGAAACUGGCCAAAAUGGUUGGUUAUGUGAGUGCUGGGACUGUGGAGUACCUCUACAGCCAGGAUGGCAGCUUCUACUUUUUGGAACUGAACCCUCGGCUACAGGUGGAGCACCCUUGUACAGAGAUGGUGGCUGAUGUCAACCUUCCUGCAGCACAACUCCAGAUUGCCAUGGGGAUCCCUCUAUAUAGAAUCAAGGAUAUCCGUAUGAUGUAUGGGGUAUCUCCCUGGGGCGAUGCUCCCAUUGAUUUUGAAAAUUCUGCUCAUGUUCCUUGCCCAAGGGGCCAUGUUAUUGCUGCUCGGAUCACUAGUGAAAAUCCAGAUGAGGGUUUUAAGCCCAGCUCAGGAACAGUUCAGGAAUUGAAUUUCCGCAGCAAUAAGAACGUUUGGGGUUAUUUCAGUGUUGCUGCUGCAGGAGGACUUCAUGAAUUUGCUGAUUCUCAAUUCGGUCACUGCUUUUCCUGGGGAGAAAACAGAGAGGAAGCAAUUUCAAAUAUGGUAGUGGCUUUAAAGGAGCUGUCUAUUCGGGGUGAUUUUCGAACUACAGUUGAGUACCUGAUCAAAUUGUUGGAGACUGAAAGCUUUCAGUUGAAUAGAAUUGACACUGGUUGGCUGGACAGACUGAUAGCCGAAAAAGUACAGGCAGAGCGACCCGACACCAUGUUGGGAGUUGUGUGUGGAGCUCUCCACGUGGCAGAUGUUAGCUUGAGGAAUAGCAUCUCUAACUUCCUUCACUCCUUAGAAAGGGGUCAAGUCCUUCCAGCUCACACACUUCUAAAUACAGUAGAUGUUGAACUUAUCUAUGAGGGAGUCAAGUAUGUACUUAAGGUGACUCGACAGUCCCCCAACUCAUAUGUGGUGAUCAUGAAUGGCUCAUGUGUAGAAGUAGAUGUGCAUCGGCUAAGUGAUGGAGGACUGCUCUUGUCCUACGAUGGCAGCAGCUAUACCACAUACAUGAAGGAGGAAGUGGACAGGUAUCGCAUCACGAUUGGCAAUAAAACCUGUGUAUUUGAGAAGGAGAAUGACCCGUCAGUGAUGCGCUCACCUUCUGCUGGGAAGCUAAUCCAGUACGUUGUAGAGGAUGGAGGCCAUGUGUUUGCUGGCCAGUGCUAUGCGGAGAUUGAGGUGAUGAAGAUGGUGAUGACUUUGAUAGCUGCAGAGUCUGGCUGUGUCCAUUAUGUCAAGCGGCCUGGAGCAGCUCUUGACCCUGGCUGUGUAAUAGCCAAAUUGCAGUUGGACAACCCCAGCAAGGUCCAGCAGGCUGAGCUUCACACAGGUUGUCUGCCACGGAUCCACAGCACCGCACUCAGAGGGGAGAAGCUCCACCGAGUUUUCCACUAUGUCCUGGAUAAUCUGGUCAACGUAAUGAAUGGAUACUGCCUUCCAGAUCCUUUCUUCAGCAGCAGAGUAAAAGACUGGGUAGAGCGGUUGAUGAAGACCCUCAGAGAUCCCUCCCUUCCUCUCCUAGAAUUGCAAGAUAUUAUGACCAGUGUAUCUGGCCGUAUCCCACUAAACGUGGAGAAGUCUAUCAAGAAGGAAAUGGCUCAAUAUGCUAGCAACAUUACAUCCGUUCUCUGUCAGUUUCCCAGCCAACAGAUUGCCAACAUCCUAGAUAGCCAUGCAGCUACACUGAACCGGAAAUCUGAACGAGAAGUCUUCUUUAUGAACACUCAGAGCAUUGUACAACUGGUGCAGAGGUAUCGAAGUGGCAUCCGAGGCCACAUGAAGGCUGUGGUGAUGGAUCUGCUCCGGCAGUACCUGCGAGUGGAGACUCAAUUCCAGAAUGGUCACUAUGACAAAUGUGUGUUCGCCUUACGGGAGGAGAACAAGAGUGACAUGAACACUGUACUGAACUACAUCUUCUCUCAUGCACAAGUCACCAAGAAGAAUCUUCUGGUCACGAUGCUUAUUGAUCAGUUGUGUGGCCGAGACCCUACUCUCACUGAUGAGCUACUGAAUAUCCUCACAGAACUAACCCAACUCAGUAAGACCACCAACGCUAAAGUGGCACUUCGAGCACGCCAGGUUCUUAUUGCCUCUCAUUUGCCAUCAUAUGAGCUUCGCCAUAACCAAGUAGAGUCUAUUUUCCUAUCAGCUAUUGACAUGUACGGACAUCAGUUUUGCAUUGAGAACCUGCAGAAACUCAUCUUGUCUGAAACAUCUAUUUUUGAUGUCCUACCCAACUUCUUUUAUCACAGCAACCAGGUAGUGAGGAUGGCAGCUCUGGAGGUGUAUGUUCGAAGGGCUUAUAUUGCCUAUGAACUUAACAGCGUACAACACCGCCAGCUCAAGGACAACACCUGCGUGGUGGAAUUUCAGUUCAUGCUGCCCACAUCUCAUCCAAAUAGAGGGAACAUCCCCACGCUAAACAGAAUGUCCUUCUCCUCCAACCUCAACCACUAUGGCAUGACUCAUGUAGCUAGUGUCAGCGAUGUGCUGUUGGACAACUCAUUCACUCCACCAUGUCAGCGGAUGGGCGGGAUGGUCUCUUUUCGGACUUUUGAAGAUUUUGUCAGGCUCUUUGAAGAAGUGAUGGGCUGCUUCUGUGACUCUCCACCCCAAAGCCCCACAUUCCCUGAGGCAGGUCACACAUCUCUAUAUGAUGAAGACAAGGUCCCCAGGGAUGAACCAAUUCACAUUCUCAAUGUGGCUAUCAAGACUGACUGCGAUAUUGAGGAUGACAGACUGGCAGCUAUGUUCAGAGAGUUUACCCAGCAAAAUAAAGCUACUCUGGUUGAGCAUGGAAUCCGGCGCCUUACUUUCCUGGUGGCACAAAAGGAUUUCAGGAAACAGGUCAACUAUGAGGUGGAUCAGAGAUUUCAUAGAGAAUUCCCUAAAUUUUUCACAUUUCGAGCAAGGGAUAAGUUUGAAGAGGAUCGUAUAUAUCGUCACCUGGAGCCUGCACUGGCUUUUCAAUUGGAACUGAACCGGAUGAGAAAUUUUGACCUCACUGCCAUCCCAUGUGCUAACCACAAAAUGCACCUGUAUCUUGGGGCCGCCAAGGUGGAAGUGGGCACAGAAGUGACAGACUACAGGUUCUUUGUGCGGGCAAUCAUCAGACAUUCUGACCUGGUCACCAAGGAAGCUUCUUUUGAAUAUCUACAAAAUGAAGGCGAGCGGCUGCUCCUGGAAGCCAUGGAUGAGUUGGAAGUCGCUUUUAACAAUACAAAUGUCCGUACUGACUGUAACCACAUCUUCCUCAAUUUUGUGCCCACAGUUAUCAUGGACCCAUCAAAGAUUGAGGAAUCUGUGCGGAGCAUGGUAAUGCGCUAUGGAAGUCGUCUGUGGAAAUUGCGCGUCCUCCAGGCAGAACUGAAAAUCAACAUUCGCCUGACACCAACUGGAAAAGCAAUUCCUAUCCGCCUCUUCCUGACAAACGAGUCUGGCUAUUACUUGGACAUCAGCCUGUACAAGGAAGUGACUGACUCCAGAACGGCACAGAUCAUGUUUCAGGCAUAUGGGGACAAACAGGGACCACUACAUGGAAUGUUAAUCAACACUCCAUAUGUGACCAAAGACCUGCUUCAAUCAAAGAGGUUCCAGGCACAAUCCUUAGGGACAACUUACAUAUAUGAUAUCCCAGAGAUGUUUCGGCAGUCUCUGAUCAAGCUCUGGGAGUCUAUGUACACUCAAGCAUUCCUUCCAUCACCACCACUGCCUUCUGACAUGCUGACGUAUACUGAGCUGGUGUUGGAUGAUCAAGGACAGCUGGUCCACAUGAACAGGCUUCCAGGAGGAAAUGAGAUUGGUAUGGUAGCUUGGAAAAUGACCCUUAAAAGUCCUGAAUACCCGGAAGGCCGAGAUAUCAUUGUUAUUGGCAAUGACAUAACAUACCGAAUUGGGUCCUUUGGGCCCCAGGAGGAUUUGCUGUUUCUCAGAGCGUCUGAGCUUGCCAGGGCAGAAGGUAUCCCGCGUAUCUAUGUAGCAGCCAACAGUGGAGCAAGAAUUGGACUGGCAGAGGAAAUUCGGCAUAUGUUUCAUGUGGCCUGGGUAGAUGCUGAGGAUCCUUACAAGGGAUACAAGUAUUUAUAUCUGACCCCUCAAGAUUAUAAGAGAGUCAGUGCUCUCAACUCUGUCUAUUGUGAACAUGUGGAGGAUGAAGGAGAAUCCAGGUACAAGAUAACAGAUAUUAUUGGGAAGGAAGAUGGAUUGGGAGUAGAGACUCUUCGAGGUUCUGGAAUGAUUGCUGGAGAAACCUCAUUGGCCUAUGAUGAGAUCAUCACCAUCAGCCUGGUGACAUGCCGGGCCAUUGGGAUUGGAGCGUACCUUGUCCGGCUGGGACAGAGAACCAUCCAGGUUGAGAAUUCUCACUUAAUUCUGACAGGAGCUGGGGCCCUCAACAAAGUCCUCGGGCGGGAAGUAUACACGUCCAAUAACCAGCUUGGGGGCAUCCAGAUCAUGCACAACAAUGGGGUGACCCACAGCACCGUGUGUGAUGACUUUGAAGGGGUCUUCACUGUCCUGCAUUGGCUGUCUUACAUGCCUAAGAGCAUGUACAGUUCAGUUCCCCUCCUGAACUCCAAGGAUCCUAUAGAUAGAAUCAUCGAGUUUGUUCCCACAAAGGCCCCGUACGAUCCCCGAUGGAUGCUUGCAGGCCGUCCUCACCCAACCCAGAAAGGCCAGUGGUUGAGUGGAUUUUUUGACUAUGGAUCUUUCUCAGAGAUUAUGCAACCCUGGGCACAGACUGUAGUGGUUGGCAGAGCCAGGCUAGGAGGAAUACCUGUGGGAGUAGUUGCUGUUGAAACCCGAACAGUUGAGCUAAGUAUCCCAGCUGAUCCUGCAAACCUGGAUUCUGAAGCCAAGAUAAUCCAGCAGGCCGGCCAGGUUUGGUUCCCAGACUCUGCAUUUAAGACUUAUCAGGCUGUGAAAGACUUCAACCGUGAAGGGCUGCCUCUGAUGGUCUUUGCCAACUGGAGAGGCUUCUCUGGUGGGAUGAAAGAUAUGUAUGACCAAGUGCUAAAGUUUGGUGCUUACAUCGUGGACGGCUUGCGUGAGUGUUCCCAGCCUGUGAUGGUUUACAUUCCUCCCCAGGCCGAGCUGCGGGGCGGCUCCUGGGUUGUGAUUGACCCCACCAUCAACCCCCGGCACAUGGAGAUGUAUGCUGACCGAGAAAGCAGGGGAUCGGUUCUGGAGCCAGAAGGGACAGUAGAAAUCAAAUUCCGCAAAAAGGAUUUGGUGAAAACCAUGCGUCGGGUGGACCCAGUCUACAUCCGCUUGGCUGAGCGAUUGGAGACCUCAGAGCUAAGCCCAGCUGAGCAGAAGGAGCUGGACAACAAGUUAAAGGAGCGGGAAGAAUUUCUAAUUCCCAUUUACCAUCAGGUAGCUGUGCAGUUUGCUGACUUGCACGACACACCAGGCCGGAUGCAGGAGAAGGGUGUUAUUAACGACAUCCUGGACUGGAAAACAUCCCGUACCUUCUUCUACUGGCGGCUGAGGCGUCUCCUGCUGGAGGACCUGGUCAAGAAGAAAAUCCACAAUGCCAACCCUGAGCUGACUGAUGGCCAGAUCCAGGCCAUGUUGAGGCGCUGGUUUGUGGAGGUAGAAGGAACCGUGAAGGCCUAUGUUUGGGACAAUAAUAAAGAGCUGGUGGAAUGGUUGGAGAAACAGCUGACAGAGGAAGAUGGUGUUCGCUCAGUGAUAGAGGAAAACAUCAAGUAUAUCAGCAGAGACUAUGUCCUCAAGCAGAUCCGCAGCUUGGUACAGGCCAACCCAGAGGUUGCCAUGGAUUCCAUUGUCCACAUGACUCAACACAUCUCACCCACUCAGCGAGCAGAAGUCAUACGGAUCCUUUCCACGAUGGACUCCCCUUCAACGUAGGAAGAGCCUCCUGUCCCCUCCCUGCCCUGCCUCCUGAGAAAUGGCCAGAGCUGCCUUUUACCACUGAAACCAAUGUAAUGAGAAGGCACAGGAGACCCACCUCUGGAAUCAAAGUGGCAUUUUGCAUCCCCUUGAAUGUGUUCAGGUUAUGCAUGACAUAUACUGGGCUAUGAGAUCACUCCCGCUCACUGGUCACACCUAUCCCAUUCAGUAUUUAUUACCCUGGCUGUAGUUAUCACCCUGUCUACCCUCACAGGACCUGAGAAGACAAUGAAGGGUACAAGCACGUACCGUGAGGUCUUACUGCACAAAAGCAGGCUGCCCGUCCUCUCCUGACAGCCCUUGGUCCCAUCAUGGGGAAGUGAGAGGAGUUGCCAGGCAGUCAGCAGCCCUGCCUCACCCCAGCUCCAUGAGCCUGCAGCUCCAGGCAAACAGAGGAGGGCUGGGGCUGAGGUGACCGCCCAGCACAGUGCUGAGGAGCAGAGGAAGCCUCAUGUCAGUUGUUUCUUUAGCCCCACAUUCAGCCCAGCACACUAGACACUGGCAAGGAGUCACUCCCAGUUAAACCACACUGAGAUACUGGUUCAUUAGGAAGGAAUUAGAGCAUGAAAUUUACCACAAGCUCCACAGGAACUCAAAGAUGAGGGUAAAACCAUGAUCCAAGAAGCAGAAGGAAGAAAAUAAACCCAAGUCGUCAUUCUUGACUGAGAGGACCUCAACCUUGGGUUAAAUUCUCUUAGAUGGAAUGGUGGUUGACCUGCCACUGGCCUGGACAUCACUGCUUGACUGGCUGUUGCACCUGGCAGGCAGCCGCCAGACCAGCACCUGAGAGGCCCCAGCCCUUUGCCAGGGGCCCCACAAGCACUGCUAUAGCCUGAGUUGGUGGGGAGAGUCAAAUGGAAUUGCCCUGUACUGUUGCUGGUGGAAACUAGUUAUUCAUACCACAGGGAGAGCAGGCCAGAUAGCCUCUUUCUGGGACUUGGAAGAUUGUUACAAGAGGCUCAUGGUGUCUACAGAGUCACUCAUCUUUCUCUACAAGGCAAGUGUGACCAACUCUCUGAGCAGCUGACAUUCCUGCCCUGUUUGGUCUUGUCUCUUCCCCAGACUGUACACAGCCAAGAGGUGCAGCAGGUCUCCCUGCAGCUGCUGAAAGGAACCCUGGUGACAUCCCGCCCUCCCCGGUGUGGGGACGCGUCCGAGGACCCACACGACUUUAAGAAUAUCUACAACUCAGUAAUGGUGCUGUGGUCUUCCAGGCUUACUGCUCCCUUUCUGGCCUCCUCAGGGGUAGUGGAGAGAGUUAUUUUCAACCACCAGUUCGUUCUAGAAAAGUGCUUACUGGCUCACCCACCUGUAUUCCUAAAGCAAGAGUGGCGGGGGGUCAGGGCUGGGGUAGCACCCAGUUCCUGCGGUGCAGCUAACUGCAUUUGUCACUGAUGACCGCAGAGGGAAUCAUUAAGACAUUAGAAUGAAAAGUAUGAGUACUUAUGUACAAGCUACAGUUUUGAGCCUUAACCCUAGUUCACACACAAGAAAAGAGCUCCACCACCCCUUCAGGAACUGUUUGUGUAGAUGGCUUGGCUGGACUUCUCAGCAGUUCUGAAUUGCAGGUGGGCACUUUAUGUGCAAAUGGUUCUGAUGACACAUGUGGCUGGGUACAUCACCAACUGCCCCCAGGAGCUCAGAGCUGCAGCCAGGCUGCCCCCAUGGAAGGCGCAGUGUUUGGCACCAUCAAAGCAGGGUGGGAAAAACAGGGAACAAUUCUCAGUCUAGGAAGUAACACCACUGUUGCUGGUUACUUGCUUACCCAGUAAGAACUGGAUGAAUCUUAGGUCAGAUUAUUCCUCUGCAUGUUUCUGUAAUAAAUACAGUGGCACGUCCCUACAGGUGAGCUGAAGUCCUGCACUUCUCAAUUGGCCUGUCUUCACCUGUACUUGAGCUGACAUUUCUUCAGAGGCAGGAUGGGUUAUACUCUUUUUACCCCCUCCCCAAAUUAUGACACAUUAAAUGAAGACAUUUCCUCUCCAACACCCUUUAAUGCCUACUCCCCAGCCUUCCCAACUUUAGGUCUUACCCUGGACAGGGAUUUUUCACAGGGAGAAGUCAGAAAGCACCAGAGAACAGGAGCAAUCUGAUAGUCCUACAGCCCAUUACACAUGCAAGGUUACUGAGGCAGGAGGAGUGUAAAUGAUGUAUUGACCAAGACUCGCCCGAACUGAGAUUGCCAUAUUAUCUCUUCACUUGUUCACAAAGCAGCCUUCAACUUGUCUCGGUGAGAAUUCGAUGGACACAGACCCUGAUGAGCAAGGAGCUUCAGUCAGGUGCACUUUUUUCACAUUUUGUUGAAAUAAACCUCCACAUUUGUAGAAGAGUCACUGUUUGUCAUUUCAGCCCAUGCUCAGCCACCUCAUCCAUUCCACUCUCAGCAGGAGAGUAGGGGCACAGUGGUGGGUGAGCCCCGUCAUGGCCCUGCACCAUGUUCCUACCCUUUGUCUCUUGAACUCACAUAAGAAUGAGCAGGGGAAGGUGGUAAAAAGCUGGCCUCGGCCAGCCAUGGCUUACUGGCUGAACUGAGGUAAAAAUGCCACAAGGCUGUCAAUACUCUGGAACUCCACAGCUGAGAGUCAUUUCUGUUGUUUUUCCGAGAUUGGGUUUAGGGCAGGCGCGAGAAAGGCCACAAGGAAGAAGGAACGUGGCUCACCAGUAGCAUGUGCUGAGCAGGAAAGCCACCUGAAAACCUUUGAAGCCCCGAGUCGGUUCUCUCUCAGAAGUCUCCUUCCCAGCAGGCAGUACACUGAGAAGGUUCUAAUAUGCUCAGUAAUUAACACUGGGACCAAAUGGCAUUAGAUAUUAGAGAUUUUAUGGAAAGGUUUUAGAUUCUCUUCAUCAUUAACUAGCUAUUAAUGCUUUUUGAAGUCAGACCUUGGGCACAGGAAGGCACUAGGGCAAGAGACAGGACUGUGUGCCUUUAACCUCUACCUCAGUUUCCCUGAAAAGGCACUCUAUGAACCCGCAUGGUUGAGGCACGAACAAACCCCAAUCCCUAAAGAUCCACAGAGAAAGGUGCAGGCCACAAGGAAGUCAGGAAGGGAAUUACUGGCCUUUGCUGAUUGCUGAAACUCAGUGCUACGUCCAUCUCCCUCUUUGGAAUAUGUGGUAAAGCAAAGGGUGACUUUUUCUAAAACGAAAUAAAAUGUUACAUUAAAAAAAAUAUUUGAAUCACUCUUAAACCAGAUGUAACAGGAAGGGUGAUUCAGGAUCCAGUGGGGAGAUUGCUGCUGUUUGCCUGCAGCUGCCACGCUCUAUGAGCAGGGAAUCCUGGUCAGCGUUGAGGCCCUCCACUCGGCAGGCAGACAAGAACAAGAUCGCAUGGCACGGACCCUAAGCGUCCGCAGUCUCAGCCAGCACCUGUUGGUGGUUCUGAGGAAGGGCAGCAAGAUUAAUGGAAAAAGUGAUGAUACUGCCUUUUCUUGUGGGAAGUUGCCUGAUACUUAUAGUGUUUUCUUCUGGGGAGUCACAUUUCCUUCCCCAGUCUUUAAUUAAAAA
Trichechus manatus latirostris (Florida manatee) is the source of this 11239-nucleotide messenger RNA. RefSeq names its product acetyl-CoA carboxylase alpha (gene ACACA). The coding region runs from base 548 to 7693 and encodes 2381 amino acids. Gene Ontology annotation, molecular function: acetyl-CoA carboxylase activity; ATP binding; metal ion binding. Gene Ontology annotation, biological process: fatty acid biosynthetic process. The transcript has 57 exons. Lineage: Eukaryota; Metazoa; Chordata; Mammalia; Sirenia; Trichechidae. Gene Ontology annotation, cellular component: mitochondrion. The record is from RefSeq and is a predicted model, not a curated record.